CCUGCUUUAGAGGAUAGCAUGGAUGAAGCUAUGUACUGUAUUAACUGAUGACAACCUACAGUACUGUACCACAACCUGGCAACCCAGAAGUCGGAAGUAACAGCUCAUAACUGAGCAUCAGGAAAUACUUCAUUACAUUGGUAUUAGGUCAUUUCUCAUGCAAAGACCAAGAGUAAAAAAAAAAAGUUUUUAAAACUUUUUUACAGGCAGCUGUGUAUUAAAUACAGACUUAUUGAAGAAAGGAUUCACUCCACCUGUGAAUGGAAAGACACGGUGCCAAACCCUCAGUCACACCCCCACCCGUCCGACCAGUGAAACCUGUCAGGUUCUAUGUCUCCAUCUAGAGGCAGGUGUUGAAUGUUACACAGUAAAGCCCAAAGCCAAACCUUUGAGUCAGGUUUUCCCUCUUCCACUCACUUUACCAACAGAUCCAUGACAGACAUCACCAGACAUCAGACCAAAAGCUGUUACAGAUUACAAACCAUCUGCUGGUCGAAGUAAACCUCGACAAGUUUAAACCUACAGAUGAAAAAGUCAUCUGUUUUGCCUGUAUACCAGGCAUGAGCUGCUGCUGCACCCACAGGCACAGAGAGCCACAAUGUACAACCUUAAAGAAGUGCUCUGGAACACGAUGGAAAACCUGAAAGGGGAGGAGUUCAAGAACUUCAAGUGGUUCCUCAAGCAACGGGACAUUGUAGGUUGUUCCUUAACCAUCCCAGAGUCCCGGCUGGAAACGGCAGACCGGCAGGACACCGUGGAUCUGAUGGUGCAAAAAUACGCCUGCCAUGAGGUUCUGAAGAUCACAAAGAAGAUUUUACAGAAGAUCAGCAGGAAUGAUCUGGUGGAAAGACUGAAAGAACUCAACAACCGAGACACUGCUCUUCUCAUCUGUGAAUAUGAGAACAAGAAGGCCACACUCACAAAGAGACAACUUCAGAUCACAACGAUGAUCCAGAAAAGACGGAUGAACAUCUGUGAGAUCAGAAGGUCAGCAGAGCUCAGCCAGAGGUUUGCAACCAGACAGACCCGAGACAGCGAGAAGGUCUUUACUGAGCUGCUUCAGUCGGUCAAGAGAAAUCUGUCGGACCUCGUCCAAGCUAUUGAAGAAAAGCAGAAAACAACCCAGAAACAGGCAGAAGCAGCCAUUGAAGAGCUGGAGAAGGACAUUUCAGAACUGACAAAAGCAAGUGUGGAGUUGGAGCAGCUCUCACACGUCCAAGACCAAGUAGAAUUCCUACAAGGCUACUCGUCCUUAAACGCUGCUCCACUCACUGAGACAGAGCUCAGCAUCGCGCCGCCGUCGUAUGGCCGGGCGGUGGGAAAGGCUGUGCAUCAGCUCAAGGAGGACUUUGCCAAGAAGACUCAGGUGUUGAUCGCUAAAGCCCAGCUGAGCAGGGUCCAGCAGUUUGCAGUGAAUGUGACUCUAGAUCCUGAUACAGCAAAUCCUUAUCUUGUCCUGACUGAUGAUGGAAAACAAGUUCACUGUGGUUAUAACCCACUAAAUCUCCCAGACAAACCACAAAGAUUUAAUUCUGCCAUCAAUGUCCUUGGAAAGCAAAGCAUCUCUUCAGGCAGGUUUUACUACGAGGUCCAUGUAGAGGGAAGUACGUCCUGGGAUUUAGGCGUCGUUAGAGAGUCAGUCAACAGAAAGGGAUCAGUCGAAGCAAAGCCUGACAACGGCUACUGGACCAUGUGUCUAAGGAACGGAGACAACUACAAAGCUCCUGCUGUGAAGCUCAGAGUCCAAACUCCACCAAAAAAGGUGGGAGUGUUCGUGGAUUAUGACAAAGGUUCGGUGUCUUUUUACGACGUAGACUCUGCAGACGUUCUCCACUCCUUCAGCGGCUGUUCCUUCCAAGGGAAACUCCAUCCAUUCUUCAGUCCUGGUCUUCAGCGUGGGAAAAACCCAACAGCUCUCAUCAUUUCCUCUGUUAACGUUGAUUAGAUGAGACCAAGAGUUGGCUAAAGGCUAAAGGCUAAAGGAAAUAAAUGGAAUGGACCGUGUUUAUGUUGGACAUUUAGCCUCCACGAAGCCAUGAUGAAACCUGGCUGCAGAUGCAUCAGUUUGAUUUAUCCAUCUUUGCCUUGGAGUCAUGUACAGCUUUACAGUCAGAGAGUGCCAGCCAGGCCUGAUGAAGGGGAGGAAGGUCAGCUGAUGGGGGGAGUAACAAGGGAGGUGCAGAACAUGCUCUUACUUCUUUGGGUCUCUCAGAACUUCCUUUCAGAGUCCGUACGGCUGGAUGUUGUUGAUGUGAUGGUAAUUCAGGUGCACAGCUCCUCCGUCCACAGCUAUCGGACACCCACAGCUCCCAGCUCACCCUCUGAUUCCUGAAACAGACACACAGUAGCAAACAUAGUUGUGUGUGAUAUUUAAAUUCUACCAGGGGCCACGUUUGGCUUAGAAGCCAAACAGAGAUGAUGAGGUGGACGUUUGUAAUAUAGCAACAUCUUUGUUAAGCUCUGUUUCUGCAGGUCUCCUCUUAGAAUUAAUUCUACAUUUAACUUUCUUAAAACCUAAAGGCACCUGAGGACCCUCUCUGAUGGGCAACCCAGGGUCCCUCAGCUUUCUGCUCCAGUUGACCACUUCCUGUCCAGUCACAGCUCUGAGGUACAUCAUCUUCCAGGAGCCUGCUGACUGAUUGCCAACCACCUCUGGCACCUCCUCAGCGCAUCUUCUCAUCUUCGGUUUCCAUGUGUGGCUGCCAAACUCUGAUAUGUACUGCAUGUAUGUGCUGAUGCAGAACAGUGAGGAUCAGAUUCUCACACAGCAGCCUGGAGGAGAAGAACCAAACCAUCACUGCCUCUAUUUCAUUUGACCUGUUAGCUGUCUGUUCAAAAUAACAAUGAAACGAUGUUCAGACCACAUCCUGUCCUUUUCAUAAGAGUCAGUGGGUGGUGUCAUUUUAGGCAGACUUUCUCAAAUGUUUUGCUCAGUUGCUCAGUGAAAUAACAUUAUGGUGUAUUCUGUUGUUUUUUGGAAACAAUACACUGAAUUAGUGAGUGGAUGCAUUACAACAAAAGUUUAAAUAUACUGUAUGUAAAAACUGAUUUUAAAUAUGAAGCCAAUAAAACAUUUUUAAACAUCA
Molecule: messenger RNA, 3086 nt
Organism: Betta splendens (Siamese fighting fish)
Lineage: Eukaryota; Metazoa; Chordata; Actinopteri; Anabantiformes; Osphronemidae
Product: nuclear factor 7, ovary-like
Exons: 5
Coding region: 599-1945 (448 amino acids)
Molecular function (GO): protein binding
Source: RefSeq, a predicted model, not a curated record